Molecule: messenger RNA, 873 nt
Organism: Camellia sinensis
Lineage: Eukaryota; Viridiplantae; Streptophyta; Magnoliopsida; Ericales; Theaceae
Source: RefSeq, a predicted model, not a curated record
AUGCCUGACAUUGCUGUGGAGGACGCCUCUUUACCCGAUUCUCCUACUGUCCAGGAAGAGUACCUUACUCAUGCUUUUCCAUCAAUAUUGCAGAGUUUCAAUAGUCAUGUGGCUGCAGCUAUUUGGCACGGGGAGGUAAACAUUCCUCAGAACAAGGGCCCUCUAAAGUGUCAUAAUCACUCUUCCAAGAUCCUUGCAUGGCCAUGGUGGUCAGUAGAGAACAACACCAGAUUCAAAGCCAUUAUUGAGCAGUUUGGGCUGUCACAGUUAGCUCGUUGCACUUAUCGGUUCGUCAACAAGCUUCUAAUCUCCAGUUUUGUUGAGAGAUGGCAAGCUGAGACAAACACAUUUCACAUGCCAGUUGGUGAGAUGACCUUGACCCUGGAUGAUGUUAGCACUAUUGUUGGCCUUCCAAUUGUAGGCAAAUCAGUCAGCGUACCAGAUGUGACAGAUCAUCAUGGAGUUACAUUACUUGUUUAUGGCUUGGGGAUUACUGAACGUGCAGCACAUGAAGAGGUUUCUUUUGCUGGUGGUAAUUCAGUCAGGCUUGAGUGGUUGCGAAGUCAGUUUGCUGGUGUCACAGAUUCAGACCCCGAUGAGGCUAUACAGUGCGCUGCUAGAGCUUAUUUGUUAUUUCUGUUGGGAUAUACACUCUUCAGUGACAAGAGUGGCGGCAGGGUUCCUGUUGUUUACCUUGGCUUAUUGAUGGAUUUGGGAUCCAUUCAUACUUACGCCUGGGGUGCUGCUGUAUUAACAUUUCUAUACAAACAGUUGGGGUAUGCUAGCCGGUCUGGGGUUAAGCAGAUGGGUGGUUAUAUGACUCUUUUGGAGGCUUGGAUUUAUGAGCACUUCCGAGCAUUCCGACCUCACUAG